CCCGGCUUCGGAACGGAAGACAGACGCAGGAGGAGCCCCCCACCGCCCCCCAAAAUCCACCUUGGCGCCAAAAAAGGCCAUCUUCAGCUCCAGAUCCGGCCUCUUUGGGGAAACUUUGGGGGCGCCGACCGCCUCCUUGGGGUUUUCCCUCUUCCCACCCGUCCCAAAAAUUGGAAUUGGGUCUGGGGGUGAGGGGAGCUGAGGUGUCCUCCCCUAAACAUGAUGUUUCGCGACCAGGUCGGGGUCCUGUCUGGGUGGUUCAAAGGCUGGAACGAAUGCGAGCAGACGGUUGCCCUGCUGUCGCUGCUGAAGAGGGUCAGCGGGACCCAGGCCCGGUUCCUGCAGAUCUGCCUGGAGCACUCGAUGGAGUCCUGUACAGAGCUCCACGUCCUCGAAGGGGAGGCCAAUAGUCCCGGAAUCAUUAACCAAUGGCAGCAGGAGUCGAAGGAUAAAGUGAUUUGCCUCCUGCUGUCCCACCUGCCCCUGCUGAAGCCGGGCAACUUGGAGGCCAAGGCGGAGUACAUGAAAUUGCUCCCCAUGGUGCUCGUCCACUCCAUCGAGCACAACCAACACGUGGAGCAGAGCCGCCAGCUACUGUCGUACGCCCUGAUCCACCCGGCCACCUCCCUGGAAGACCGCAGCGCCCUGGCCCUGUGGCUCAACCACUUGGAGGACCGGGCCGGGGCCCGCUCGGACCCGGCCUCCCACUCCCACCACCGUCGCCAUCACCAGAGGCCCAGCUCGGACGACCGGGCCGAGGGCUGGCGGGACUCGCGCGACUCGGGCAUCUGCCUCGGCUGGCAGGACAAGGGCCCGGCCCGCGACGAAGGCCGCGGCGGGGCCCUCUACCCUCCCUCGUCCGGGCCCGCCACCCUGGACGUCGGCACCGUUCUCCCAGGCCAGGCCCACCACAGCCCUUUGAAACGUUCUGUGUCCCUUACCCCACCCACGAACGGGCCCAACCAGCCUCUGGGCCACGGAUGGAUGUCUCAUGAGGAUUUACGAGGCAGAGGAUCUCAGUGCACCCCUCCCGAUCACGCCCCCCUGUCUCCACAAAGCAGUGUAGCCUCUUCGGGAAGUGGCGGGAGCGAACACGCAGAAGAGCAGACCCGCGGGCCUAACACAUUCCGAGAAGAAGGUAGUGGGAUGAAAGACGUCCCCGCGUGGUUGAAGAGUCUCCGCCUGCACAAGUACGCAGCUCUGUUCUCUCAGAUGACCUACGAGGAGAUGAUGGCGCUCACCGAAUGCCAGUUGGAGGCUCAGAAUGUCACCAAGGGGGCAAGACACAAAAUCGUCAUCAGCAUCCAAAAGCUCAAAGAGAGGCAGAACCUCCUCAAGACCCUAGAGAGGGACAUCCUAGACGGCGGGAACCUGCGCCUGGCCUUACAAGAGCUCCACCAGAUGAUCCUCACCCCCAUCAAAGCCUACGGCUGCCAGGGCCCCCCCGGUGACGCCCCCCGGCCCCGCCGGCCCCCCGACGGGAAGGAGCCCCCCCCCGCCGUCGUGGGGCUGAGCAGCUGCGAGGGAGAGACGGCGGCCAGCCCGCUGGCCGACGGGGACCUGCCCGGCCAGUUCACCAGGGUCAUGGGCAAAGUGUGUACCCAGCUCUUAGUCUCCAGACCCGAUGAGGAAAAUAUAAGCUCCUAUUUGCAGCUCAUAGACAAGUGUCUAAUUCAUGAGGCUUUUACGGAGACCCAAAAAAAGAGAUUGUUGUCAUGGAAACAGCAGGUGCAGAAGCUUUUUCGGUCCUUCCCUCGCAAAACCCUCCUCGACCUGUCAGGGUACCGGCAGCAAAGGAACCGGGGGUUCGGGCAGUCCAACUCUCUGCCAACGGCCGGCUCGGUGGGCAGCGGCGGACUGGGUCGACGGAAUCCCCGGCUGUUCCAGCUCCCCGCCCGGAACCUCCCGACUCCUCGCCUCGGCCUUCUCGGGGCCGGGGGCUUCGUCGCCGCCGCCCCGCGCCCCGCUGGACCCGGCGCCCCCGGCCUGAAGCAAGGAAGACAGAGCCUGUGGUUCGCCAACCCCGGGGGCAGCAGCAGCAUGCCCGCCCGCACCCACAGCUGCGUCCAGCGCACCCGCUCGCUGCCCGUCCACACCUCGUCGCCGCAAGCCGUGCUCAUGUUCCAGCCCCCAGAUUUCCAGGUUCCGGUGACGGAGCCGGACAUCAACAACAGAUUGGAAUCCUUGUGCCUCAGUAUGACCGAACACGCCCUCGGGGACGGAGUGGACCGCACUUCCACCAUCUAGAGGCGGCAGGACUGACCGUGGGCAUCGCCGGCUGGACGUCGGCCGCCCGAAAUCCCUCGCCUCCGGCCUCCCCCCGCCGCCCCCCAUCCUUC
This is a messenger RNA of Tachyglossus aculeatus (Australian echidna), 2339 nucleotides long. RefSeq names its product sterile alpha motif domain containing 4A (gene SAMD4A). Gene Ontology annotation, cellular component: P-body. Gene Ontology annotation, biological process: negative regulation of translation; nuclear-transcribed mRNA poly(A) tail shortening; regulation of mRNA stability. The record is from RefSeq and is a predicted model, not a curated record. Gene Ontology annotation, molecular function: mRNA binding; translation repressor activity; protein binding. NCBI's taxonomy places the organism in Eukaryota, Metazoa, Chordata, Mammalia, Monotremata, Tachyglossidae.